This is a messenger RNA of Etheostoma cragini (Arkansas darter), 5773 nucleotides long. Its product is annotated as sodium/potassium/calcium exchanger 2-like. The coding region runs from base 580 to 2529 and encodes 649 amino acids. NCBI's taxonomy places the organism in Eukaryota, Metazoa, Chordata, Actinopteri, Perciformes, Percidae. Gene Ontology annotation, molecular function: calcium channel activity; calcium, potassium:sodium antiporter activity. The record is from RefSeq and is a predicted model, not a curated record. Gene Ontology annotation, cellular component: membrane. The transcript has 12 exons. Gene Ontology annotation, biological process: long-term synaptic potentiation; long-term synaptic depression; calcium ion transmembrane transport.
GGCAACUCCUCCCUGAAAAUGCAACCUCACCAAAGCCCCCGUGCACCGCGGGAACGGAGCAGGAACGGACGCGCAGUCUGCGCUCACCUGGCUUUAUUACUAAACCCAGCUGUUCACGUGCUCAGCCCAGCCCAGCCCAGCUCCAUGUCCCCCUACAUUAGUAAGGGAUCUUUCCCCGAGUGAUUUCCCCCUUUCUCUCCUCUCAUCCGAGCCGGGAGGGAUGCUGUUGCUGCUGCUGUGAGGGAGAGAGGUGAACGCAGUUGGAAAAGCAGCUUUUUUUUUUUCUUCCUUCCUCUCCUCCAGAGCUCCUCCUCUGCCGUCGGAGAGCGGACACCGGGCACAUUUCUUUGCUCAAUGAGAGCAAGAGGGCACCGGAGAGGAUCUGCGGCUGUUUCCUCGCCUCUGACCAAGAGGCUAAUAUGAAGACAUCAUUUGGCAAACCAGACCCCGGAAAGCACCCCCAAUCCUUUCAACCCAUUUGAAACCCGAAGACAGCGUCAUGCAUUGCCUCCCGUAAAAGCCUGCUCCCUGCUCUUCCUACCAGUCAUAGACCGCGAGGACACCACGAGCUGCACAGACAUGGGGUCAGAUCAACCCUGCACGGGUGCCCUGGAGAGAAGGCCCACGUUGGGGGCCGCCUGUAAGCGGCAGGCCCACCGGUGCCUGCGGAAGAAGCUGAGACCGGUGCGAAUCGUGGGGUUUGUCCUCAGCCUGGUGGCCCUAAGUGCCGUCUCCUUCAGUGCCUUGACCUGGAGCUCAGCGGGUUUCAGUGAGCCGGUGCUCCCCCAGGAAAGUCUCCACCUGUCGACCCCCCACAGGACUCUACUUUUCACCCAACACCAGAGGGACCCCAAUGUGUCAGCCGACAUGCCAACAGCCAUGAAAUCUACAGCACAGUUCAACGAGUCCCAGGGGGAGUACCCGCCAGACCUUUUCACUCGGGAGGAGAGGCGCCAGGGAGCCGUGGUCCUCUACAUAUUUGGCAUGAUCUACAUGUUCAUCGCUUUAGCCAUAGUGUGUGACGAGUUCUUCGUCCCAGCGCUGACGGUCAUCACGGAGAAGCUGUCCAUUUCCGAUGACGUAGCGGGCGCCACCUUCAUGGCGGCAGGCGGCUCAGCCCCGGAGCUCUUCACCUCCAUCAUCGGGGUCUUCAUCUCACACAGCAACGUGGGCAUCGGGACCAUCGUGGGCUCGGCCGUCUUCAACAUCCUCUUUGUGAUCGGGAUGUGCGCCAUCUUCUCCAAGGAGAUCCUCAACCUGACGUGGUGGCCUCUGUUCCGCGACGUCUCCUUCUACAUCCUGGAUCUGAUCAUGCUCAUCAUCUUCUUCCUGGAUAACUUCAUCUCCAUGUGGGAAAGUAUCACGCUGCUCUCGGCCUACGCCGCCUACGUGGUCUUCAUGAAGUGCAACAGCACGGUCGAGAACUUCGUCAAGGGUUGCAUGAACAAGAACCAAGUGGUGGAAGUAGAAGUGCAGCCCAAGGAUGAGAAGGAAAGUCCCGGGGCGCCGGAGGAUGACGGCAAGCUGUCGGCCAGGCCCCGGCUUCAGAGGGGGGGCAGUUCCGCCUCCCUGCACAACAGCUUGAUGAGGAACAGCAUUUUCCAGCUGAUGAUUCACACGCUGGACCCUUUAAGUGAAGAAUUUGCUGACUCUGAGCUUGGGACUUAUGGGAAACUAAAAUAUUAUCACUCAAUGACUGAGGAAGGUAAAUUUCGAGAGAAGGCAUCCAUCCUUCACAAGAUCGCUAAAAAGAAAUGCCAAGUGGAGGACAGCGAGAAGGCCAACGGGGUAGCAAGCCGUUCAGAUAAGAACCUUCCAAACAGCUCCAGCGUGGAAGUGGAAGUGACACCACCCAUGAAUGGAACAGCAGGUCAAGAGGGAGAGACGGCUGAGGAAGAGGAGGAGGAGGACCAGCCUCUGAGCCUGUCCUGGCCCGAGUCCAACCGCAAGCGCCUCACCUACCUCCUCAUCAUCCCCAUUGUCCUCCCCCUGUGGAUCACGCUGCCUGACGUCAGGAAGCCGACGGCAAAAAAGUUCUUCCCCAUCACCUUUCUGGGGGCCAUCACCUGGAUUGCAGGCUUCUCCUACCUAAUGGUGUGGUGGGCUCACCAGGUUGGAGAUACCUUCGGGAUUACAGAGGAGAUUAUGGGCCUGACUAUACUAGCAGCUGGAACCUCCAUCCCUGACCUCAUCACCAGUGUCAUUGUGGCACGCAAGGGGCUGGGUGACAUGGCUGUGUCCAGCUCCGUGGGCUCCAACAUCUUCGACAUCACUGUUGGACUGCCGUUCCCCUGGCUCAUGUGGUCUUUCAUCAACGAACUGAAACCGGUGCAAGUCAGCUCCAACGGCCUCUUCUGCGCCAUCGUGCUCCUCUUCAUCAUGCUCCUCUUCGUCAUCAUCUCCAUCGCCGCCUGCAAGUGGCGCAUGAGCAAGCUGCUCGGCUUCAUCAUGUUCAUGCUGUAUUUCGUCUUCCUGGUGGUGAGCGUCAUGCUGGAGGACAAGGUCAUCACCUGUCCCGUUUCCAUCUGAGGACCUUGGAGGACCCGGUUACUCCCCCCCUCGUCACCACCACAACCCCCACCAACACAACCGUACUUCUUGUCCGCCAUCGCUCUCACCCGACCCUUCGUGAUCCUUCACCCCAGGAAUAUAAAUAGAAGACUAAGGAGGACUGGACGAGAGAUUAAAGCCGUUGUUGGACCAAAGUGGGCUCAGGACUAGGGCUUGGCUGGUUUGGCGUAGGCCUAACCUGAGUGGAUUUUUGAUUUAGUAUUAUCUAAUUAGCAAAUGAGGGGAGGUUCUGUGUGUAUCAGCCAAAUAUAGAAGCAUUAUGCAUGCCGUUAGUGUCAAUAGACGAGCUUGGACCCAGACCACGCCUGGUAGGUUGAGGACGACGACCUCCUGUGAACUUUGGGGGGGAAACCAAGACAUGCGCUGUAUGAAACUCUUAAUAAUACAUGCAGUGGCUGAAAUUGGGAGCAUAUUUGAACAUAGUUCCACAGACUGGGACGCUGUCGCCAAGAGUGAAUGGGAUUUUGUGGAUGAGGAUUUGGCAGACCGUGUGGGGGAGAAGGGUUUCCCGUCUGGUGGUAUUGAGCGAAAAGACUCUCGAGCAACAAGGAACGAAACGCUCGCUGGGCAGAGAAACUUCUCCUUAUUUAUUAUUUUGCUAAUUCAUAAUGCUCAGUCUCAAUAGCGAGUGUAAGCUUCCCCUCUCCCCUGUCGGAUGUCAUUUUUCAUCACUGAAUGUCUCUUCAGAGGAUUCUUCUUUGGAUUCAUUUUCAUGAAAUACAGUAUAUAGAAGUAGCAUUAGAUGUACUGUAGCAGUAUUAGGCGAUGUAGAGCCAUUUCGACAAUCCGCACCUCCUAUGUUGCCACUGACCACACAUCCUUCUGAUUGUACAGAGUUUCCCACGCUUCACACGCACCGACUGAUAAAGACAAGAAGAAAAAAAGCCUAAUUGAAGUUUAGCCUCUCAAAUAUUAUAUGCUAGCCUUCAGUAUCUUUCACUAGUUGGAGAAAAAAAAAAGACGUGAGUAACCUUAGGCUCAUAAAAGUUCCGUAAUGAAGUCAAUGUCAAAAUAAUACAUUUGAAAAAAAAAAACUUAACAGUGUAAGCGUCAUGGUUGAUUUAGAUUAUUCAAUGUGUAGUGCUCAACUCACCGGCUAGUCAAGCUCCUGGGGUCGUAGUUCCAAGGAGUCAACUGCAUGUUAAAGUAGACACCUGGAGGUGAAUAAUACCAACCAACAUUUAAGGAGUCGUAUACCUAAAUGUAUACUUUUUCAAACAUGUUUCAUAACUUCUUAAUGCAAACCAGUGCUCAGUCUCUAUGUAGAAAGUGUCGACAUGUACGGUCAAUGAUAUCUAUCGAACUUGUGCAAUUUCUUUUCUAAUCGAAGGUGCUUUUGUGUGCAUGUGUGCAAUCUGCAUUUAAAGUCAUCACACAAUGACCAUUUCUUAGAUUUAUCUAUGACUAGAGAUAUACUACCAGUAUUUUGCAACUAAUUGCAAAAAGAAAUACACACCAAACGGUGUUUGAUACUGGGACUAGAAACCAUAAUCACAACCUCUCCUUACGCUACAUAGAAUGUGGAAAUCACAAAUUUAACAGCAAUAUACCGCGUGUGUCGUUGAGAAUCGCAACCCCGCCCCCAAGACCCUCCCCAUGCGUCUGUCCUCGCUGUCCCUCGCUGUCCUUCCUGUCCGAUGUCGUCUCACCCCCUACGACAAAAAAGCGUGCGGCCAUUUUCCUCCUAAACCAACCCCCCCCCUUCCUGUUAGAGCUGGCCAGUAACACCUGCUUUACCUCAACACAGCCUCUGUACAGCAGCGGAGUAACUGUAAAAUAAUAGUACAUAGAUUCUCUGAAUGUGUGAGGAAAUGCAUGCGAGGAAUUUGGGCUGGUUACCCACUGACUGUACAGCUGAGCUUAGACCAACUAUAGAUGUUCACUUUUAUGCAUCCAUUCAAAAAGAAACACCAAGAACUCAUUGGUUUAACUCUGUAAAUAUACACUCUUUUGUUUGCAAGAACCUAAUGGCUCACACAUGUAUUCUUAUUAUAUAUUUUUUAAUAGUGGAUGGGAAAGGACAAAGAUAUGCUGGAGGCCCUUAAGUAUUAUAGUAUUAUUGAGCAAAAAGACAGCUCAUUUAUUUUUAGAUGACAUCUUAAUUGCAUACUUUACACUGUAAACAUGCCUGUUGAUCUGGUAAGAAAACAACGGUUGUAAUUGCCAUAUUAAUAAUAUGUUUUCUGACAUUUCUGGCUAAUGCACAGGUAGAAGAAAACUACGAUUCCUGCAAACUCAUAACACCAAACUCAUAUGUUAAACGAUUACGAUGACUCAAGUACUUUUGUGAAAUUCUCCUGCACACAUCUGCAUUUAAAUCUGUCCUCAGACCGCCCACACACACUCUCCUUAACAUAACACCUCACCUGCCGUUUUUACUCAACCCUUCUUUAGAAGAAGAGUUUUGGGAAAUGCACUUUUGAGCUUUCUUGCCAAGUUAGAUGAGAAGAUGGAUGCCACUUUCAUGUGAAGGCAGUAAAUACAAAGCUAGAGCCAGCACCUGAGAUCGCCUUAGCUUGGUACAAAAACUGGGAACUACCCAGUCUGGCUCUUGUUGCAUUUUCAGAUUGGGAGAAAGCUAUGAGGACGUACUUUUAAAUUCUUAUGUGUUCGAGGUUACCCUCACUCAUUGGUGAUCGUGAUUGAAUUAAAUUGAGGAGCUUUGGACUCAGUAUGAAAGAGAAGGAUAUUGAUUAGGUCUAACAUUAUUGAUACAGUGAUUCUGCCUAACCCGGCCGCAGCAUAUAUUGUGAAUAUACAUUAACAUUGAUAUCAAAGAUCAUUGUUAAACUCUACACUCUAUAUCCAAAGGUAGCGAAAUCCACCUACAAGCACCUCUAAAGCUAACUAACACAUUAUAUCUAGUUUGUAGCUAUUCAAAAAACAAGUUUAUGUGCAGACCAAGCUAACUUUUUCCCCUGUUGCCAGUCUUUGUGCUAAGCUAAGCUAACCGUUAGCAUGCUGUAGCUUCAAAUUUACCGUACAGCCAUGAGAGAGGUAUCAAUUUUCUUGUCUACUGCUUGGCAAAAAGGCGAAUACAUGUAUUUCCCAAAAUGUGUAAGUAUUGCUUCAAAAAGGUAUUCUGUACCUGUAUACUUCCAGUGCGAAAACCUACUUUCAAGACAACAAAUACUUCUUUCUUUCUCCAAAGUUCCCAUGGUGUUUAUGUGAAAGCACGAAUGGUUAAGGAUAAAAACCUAAA